Messenger RNA from Biomphalaria glabrata, 1226 nucleotides. RefSeq names its product periostin-like. The coding region runs from base 88 to 1035 and encodes 315 amino acids. NCBI's taxonomy places the organism in Eukaryota, Metazoa, Mollusca, Gastropoda, Planorbidae. The transcript has 7 exons. The record is from RefSeq and is a predicted model, not a curated record.
UUUUUUUUUUAUUUCUUUUAAAACGAUACGUAUCAAAUGAUCAGAUUAUAUUGAGUGUGAUAUAAUUGAGUUUUCUGUUUAAGUUUCAUGGGCGUCUGUUUUAGGAUGGAAAUGAUGCCGUCGAGUUUUGUGUUGAGUUUUCUCUUAGGUCUAGUUACUAGCCAAACACAUCCUGAUAUUAUGCUGGCUUUGAGAACUGCGGGACAAUUUUCUACAUUUAUAAGUUUCUUGGAGAGAACCAAUAUUGUUCCGUUCAUUGCGUCCUCUCCACAUUUCACUGUAUUUGCUCCCACUGACCACGCCUUCGCAAAGUUAACCCCAGCAGCACUGCAGGCGUUGAACAACGACCAGGCCAAGAUGGCCGACCUGAUGGCGUAUCACGUGGUACUCAACCAAGCCUUCCACCUGCGAGGGAGCCAGGACGUCACCCUGACAUCGUCCAAUCAUCACCAGAUUAGAAUUAACACAUACAACAUCGUACACACAGUAACAGCCAACGGGGUGAACAUAACUAUCAGAAAUGUGCUUUGUAAUCACGGUGUUCUCCACGGACUGGACAGUGUGCUGGUCAUCCCCACAGCAAACACUCUCCAAAUUGGGAUAAACAGACCAGACUUGAGCGUGUUCACUAACCUGGUGGUCGGAGCAGGACUUCUUCCAUUCUUUACCACUGAUCACAACCAGACGUUGUUUAUACCUAACAAUGCUGCCUUCCAGAAACUAGAGCCCAGAGCCAUGCAAUAUCUGGAAAGUCACCCAGCAGACAUGAAAGAAACUUUGAAGUUCCACUUGGUCAGAGCAACAACAAUCUUCACCUUAGGCAUGCGUCAUAGUAUGACUUUACCAUCUGUGGACCUGCACCAUGACGCCUUGAUGGUCCUUGAAGGCACAGAUGGCAGUUUAGGCAUCAACCAAGCCAAACUUGUAGAGCGGGACAUCAUCGCCACAGAUGGAGUGAUCCACGUUCUAGACAGCGUCCUCAUCCCUACCAGAGUUGUGGUCAACAUCAAUGACCAAGGGAUAGUACUCGGCUAAGCAAAUGACCUUAGAUAGACCAUGACCUAGGAAGACGUAGUUAUAUUUAGACUUUACGCCAUUAAACGUUUUUUCGAAAUCUACAUAACGUAAAUAUUUUGUUUGAAAUUAUUGUAUCAUAGCAACCAUAUACAAAUACACCUAGGCGCCAGACAGAGAACUUGAAUAAACUGUAUAGUACAUUUGUAAAA